Molecule: messenger RNA, 987 nt
Organism: Argentina anserina (silverweed cinquefoil)
Lineage: Eukaryota; Viridiplantae; Streptophyta; Magnoliopsida; Rosales; Rosaceae
Exons: 4
Coding region: 142-720 (192 amino acids)
Source: RefSeq, a predicted model, not a curated record
GGACGGACGACCUGCCUGAGCCUCUCUCUCUCUCUCUCUCUCUCUCUCUCUCUCUCUCUCUCUUCAAUAUAUGUUUAGGUUUGGAGUUUGUGGGGUUUGGAUAGAUAGAUGAUAUAUGAGAGAGCUGUAUAGAAAAGCUUCAUGGGGAACUGUCAGGCCAUUGAUGCUGCGGCUCUGGUGAUACAGCACCCGAGCGGGAAGAUAGAGAGGCUGUACUGGACUAUUAGCGCCAGCGAGGUCAUGAGGUUGAACCCUGGUCAUUAUGUUUCUUUGAUCAUCCCAUUGACGGCUACAGAAUCAGGUUCUGAUCAUCAUCACCAGGAGGAGGAGAUGCAGGAGCAGAAGGGUGGUGGUGGCGGUGGUGGUGGUACUGUUCGUUUCACAAGGGUGAAGCUUCUUCGGCCUAAUGAGAUUCUUGCUCUUGGCCAUGCCUAUCGUUUGGUCACUACACAAGAGGUAAUGGAGGUUUUGAGAGCGAAGAAGUAUGCGAAGACGAAGAAGCUGCAGGUGGAAUCACUGCUUGAGAGAACCUCACGGACGGCAGUAUCGGAGAAACAGAAUUCGAGUUGUGAUGAGACAGAGAACAAGGAAAAUAUCAGCCAUGCUACAAAUCAUGAAAGGCGUCCGCCGAGGACGGCAUCGGGGAAUGCUGCUGGUGCUGUAAUGAGGUCGAAAUCUUGGCGGCCUUCAUUGCAGAGCAUCUCUGAAGCUGGCAGCUGAAGAUCAAAGAGAUGCCAAGCACAUAUAUGGAAAAUGCAUAGUAGCUGAUAAUUAGAGUACUCCUGGAGUGUGGAAAUAUUAAAAUCACCCAAAGUUCAUGGACUUGGGUACCAAAGCUUUCUGAUCCAAUGUCAACCACAAACCAUAAACUAUUCAACCCAUGUUCCAAAGUAAUAAGAACAUCUGUAUAGAGCAACACACAAAUCACUGAAUCCGACAUUGUAUUAGAACUGAAGUUUUUGUGAUAGACAUGAGUGUUCUUCACCA